Molecule: messenger RNA, 1848 nt
Organism: Oryzias latipes (Japanese medaka)
Lineage: Eukaryota; Metazoa; Chordata; Actinopteri; Beloniformes; Adrianichthyidae
Gene: slc17a7a
Product: solute carrier family 17 member 7a
Biological process (GO): synaptic transmission, glutamatergic; neurotransmitter loading into synaptic vesicle; regulation of synapse structure or activity
Cellular component (GO): synaptic vesicle membrane; excitatory synapse
Molecular function (GO): neurotransmitter transmembrane transporter activity; L-glutamate transmembrane transporter activity
Source: RefSeq, a predicted model, not a curated record
GUGCGCGCUCAGGCACGAAAGGCGCGCGCGCAGGACAUCAGCACACCGGCCGGGUCAAAGCUGCAAGGAUGGAGAUCCGACCAGACAGGUUCAAGGCUGUGGCGGGCAAAACUCUGGGGAAAAUUCACAGGUUGAUCGAGAAACGCCAACCAAAUGGAGAAACCAUUGAGUUGUCGGCAGAGGGCCGCCCUGAGCUGGUGGAGGAGAAGGAAAUGCCCGUGGUGGACUGUACCUGCUUCGGUCUCCCCAGGCGGUACAUCAUCGCCAUCCUGUCUGGCCUGGGGUUCUGCAUCUCUUUUGGUAUCCGCUGCAACCUCGGUGUGGCCAUCGUAAGCAUGGUCAACGACCACACAGUCUACAAAGGCAACAAGGAAGUGCUUGUGGCUGCACAGUUCACCUGGGAUCCAGAGACAGUGGGGAUGAUCCAUGGCUCCUUCUUCUGGGGCUACAUAGUCACACAGAUCCCGGGUGGAUUUAUAUGUCAAAAAUUUGCAGCAAACAGAGUGUUUGGGUUCGCCAUUGUGGCCACAUCCACCCUCAACAUGCUGAUUCCAUCUGCGGCUCGCUGCCAUUAUAGCUGCGUCAUCCUUGUCAGGAUAUGUCAAGGCCUUGUUGAGGGUGUAUCAUACCCUGCCUGCCAUGGGAUCUGGGCUAAGUGGGCGCCUCCUCUCGAGAGAAGUCGGUUAGCCACAACAGCCUUUUGUGGAUCCUAUGCAGGGGCAGUAGUGGCGAUGCCUUUAGCUGGGAUACUGGUGCAAUACAUCGGGUGGCCUUCUGUAUUUUAUGUCUAUGGCAGCUUUGGGAUCUUCUGGUACUUGUUUUGGAUCCUGGUGUCAUACGAAAGCCCAGCUGCCCACCCCACAAUCACAGCUGAGGAGAGGAAAUACAUAGAAGAGGCAAUCGGGGAGUCUUCGUCAUUUCUUAAUCCCCUUCAGAAAUUUAAAACUCCAUGGAGACAGUUCUUCACGUCCAUGCCGGUCUACGCCAUCAUUGUGGCCAACUUCUGCAGGAGCUGGACCUUCUACCUCCUGCUCAUCAGCCAACCCGCUUACUUUGAAGAAGUCUUUGGCUUUGAAAUCAGCAAGGUGGGGAUGGUGUCCGCUCUGCCCCAUCUGGUGAUGACGAUCAUUGUGCCUAUUGGCGGCCAGCUGGCUGACUACCUGAGGAGUCACAACCUGAUGACCACCACCAACGUCAGGAAGCUCAUGAACUGUGGAGGGUUUGGAAUGGAGGCCACCCUCCUGCUAGUGGUGGGAUACUCUCACACCAAAGUUAUUGCUAUUAGUUUCUUGGUUCUCGCUGUUGGAUUCAGCGGCUUUGCCAUCUCAGGGUUUAAUGUCAAUCACUUGGAUAUCGCCCCUCGAUAUGCCAGCAUACUGAUGGGCAUCUCAAACGGCGUUGGUACUUUAUCUGGAAUGGUGUGUCCUCUCAUCGUUGGAGCCAUGACCAAACACAAGACCCGAGAGGAGUGGCAGUACGUCUUCCUUAUAGCUUCACUGGUUCAUUAUGGAGGAGUGGUUUUCUAUGGACUCUUUGCAUCGGGAGAAAAGCAGCCGUGGGCGGACAUUGAGGACACAAGUGACGAGAAGUGUGGCAUAAUUGAUGAGGAUGAAUUAGCCAAUGAGACUGAGGAACUAUAUCGAGGGGGCGGGCAGUACGGAGCCAUCAAUCAACCGGUGGUUGGUUCAAAUGGAGGAGGAGGAGGAGGAGGAGGAGGAGGAGGAGGAGCGGGAUGGGUGACAGACUGGGACAAGUCUGAGGAGUAUGUUCAACCUCCAGGACACAACUCCUACAUGCAUGAGAGGGAGAAGGAGAAAGAGCUGACAUAAGAGAGUGAAUUGACACAAA